AUGUGCAGGAUUGUAGCUAUUGCCUCCACCUUAUCACCUCACCAUUUUCUCACCCUCACUCUCACUCUCCUCCUCUGCACAGCAAAUGACCCCCAAGUCCUCGCCAGGAACCCUCCAGAAUCUGGCACACCCACCGAAAGCACGCUGGAUACCGGUCCAAAUUCCGGCAAAAAGCUCUUCUGCCACCCCAUUUACAGCUUCCUCUUCAAAACCUGCGCUGUCACCGGAGUAAGCCGACCACCAUUCCUCAUCACACCGCCUACAUACACUCUGCAAGCUCCCACCUUAAAACCAAGCUCUGUCUAUUUUUAUGUAUUCCCAUUCCCCCGCUCCCCGGUUCCUCUAACAACUCAGCUUCCACCACCUCCGGCGCUGCCCCUGCCUAUCGGAACUCCGCCACCUCCUCCACUGCCUCUCGCUGUCGGAACACCACCUCCACUGCCUGUCACAAGUAUCACGCCACCUGUUCUUGGGCCACCAUUCAUUUAUAGCACACUACUUCCGCCUCCUGUGACUGUUUCUUCUGCUUAUUCUCCACCACCUCCUCAGCUUCCUUUUCCACCUGCUUUGCCGGUGGUUUACCAAACGCCAGUUCAACUUCCGUCAGUAGCUCCCCCGUUACUAUAUAUCCCAACUAUUCUUCCUCCCCCACCUCCGUCUCUGUCGCCGCCUCUCUUGCCUCCACCUCCGCCACCGGUUCUUCCUGACGUUCUCCCACCUGCACCAGCAAUAUAUCAAGCACCGCCUUUUACAUCUGUUCCACCAUCACCACCAUCUACCACCUCACUUCCACCAUCUCCACCAAUUCCUUACACACUUCCUGCACCAGCAGUUGUGUCUUUCUCACCACCACCACCACUACUAUAUUCUCUGCCUCCCCCAUCAGUCCUGCCGCCGCCACCACCAUCGCUGCCUUACAUAUUGCCCCCACCGGCGGCUGCAGCAAGUCUUCCACCGCCCCUCCCUUAUGUUCUGCCACCACCCACAGCAACAGAAGCUUCACUUUCACCACCAUUACCUUAUGUUCCGUCUCCACCUUUGCCUCCCUCUCUGCUGCCGCCGGUGCCAUACUUGCCAUACGUAUUACCACCACCUCCACCGCCAGUGCCAUCCUUGCCUUAUGUAUUACCACCACCUCCACCGCCCGUGCCAUCCUUGCCAUACGUAUUACCACCACCUCCAUCGCCCGUGCCAUCCUUGCCAUACGUAUUACCACCACCUCCACCGCCAGUGUCGUCGCUGCCAUAUGUCUUGCCUCCACCGGUAACACCACUUCCAUAUGUGUUCCCACCGCCGGUGGCGCCGCUUCAAUAUUCUUUGCCGCCGCCGGCCGUAGGCUGAGAAGCCAGACCCUACAACUGCGACCAUUAAGGGAGGAGUUAGUGCUGAUACUGCCGGAAAGUGCCUGAAGUCCACUGGACCCAUUUAAGUUCCUUGGGCCGUGCUGUCAGACGAUUAGGGUGGAAUUUAUUGAUAUUAUUAUUAUUUUAUUAGGUUAUGUUCUUGUAUAGCGGCUUGUAAGAAGGAUAUUUUAAUUGCUACUACAUGGUAACAAUGUAAUAUGUAACAAGUUGCCUUCGAGGUGCAAUAAUAGUAGCUGC
Messenger RNA from Amborella trichopoda, 1601 nucleotides. RefSeq lists its product as uncharacterized. Lineage: Eukaryota; Viridiplantae; Streptophyta; Magnoliopsida; Amborellales; Amborellaceae. The record is from RefSeq and is a predicted model, not a curated record.